AUGGCGAUCCCAAGCGACGCUUCAUCUAUCACCGUUGCAGUCAGAGUGAGGCCUUUCACAAUCAGGGAGGCGGCACAGAUUUCAAAAUGUGAAGAUGGGCCCCUCUUCCUUGGAGAUGGCUCGUUGGCUGGAGCGCCAACACCAAAACUCAAUCAGAAGGGAAUUCGAUCGAUUAUCAAGGUUAUCGAUGAUAGGUGCCUAGUCUUCGACCCUCCGGAAGACAACCCCGUACAGAAGUUCUCGAAAAGUGUCGUCCCCAACGGCAAGCGCGUUAAAGACCAGACAUUCGCUUUCGACCGUAUCUUUGACCAGAAUGCCUCCCAAGGAGAGGUGUAUGAAGCGACAACACGCACGCUUCUUGACAGCGUUCUUGAUGGAUACAACGCCACAGUCUUCGCAUAUGGUGCGACCGGAUGUGGAAAAACCCAUACAAUUACGGGAACGGCCCAGCAACCUGGUAUAAUUUUUAUGACUAUGCAAGAGCUGUUUGAGCGUAUCGACGAAAGAUCGGGAGAGAAGGCGACAGAAAUUUCUCUCUCGUACCUAGAAAUCUACAAUGAAACUAUCCGUGACCUCCUCGUCCCUGGUGGCAGUAAAGGAGGCUUGAUGCUGCGGGAAGACUCAAAUAAAUCGGUUUCAGUGUCCGGCCUGUCCAGUCAUCACCCCCAAAGUGUACAGCAGGUGAUGGACAUGAUUAUGAAGGGUAACGAGUGUCGCACGAUGUCCCCGACAGAAGCCAACGCAACCUCUUCACGGUCACAUGCAGUUCUUCAAAUCAAUGUUGCCCAAAAGGAUCGCAACGCAGAUGUCAAUGAACCUCACACAAUGGCAACGCUGAGUAUCAUUGAUCUUGCUGGUAGUGAGCGUGCCAGUGCCACAAAGAACAGAGGUGAGAGGUUGUUCGAGGGUGCGAAUAUUAACAAAUCGCUCCUUGCAUUGGGUAGCUGUAUCAACGCCCUCUGUGACCCUCGGAAGCGAAACCAUGUUCCAUACAGAAAUUCGAAACUUACUCGGCUCUUGAAGUUUGCAUUGGGCGGCAAUUGCAAAACAGUGAUGAUUGUCUGUGUUAGCCCAUCCAGCCAGCAUUUCGAUGAGACCCAGAACACCUUACGUUAUGCCAACAGAGCGAAGAAUAUCCAAACUAAAGUUACAAGGAAUGUAUUCAAUGUCAACCGUCAUGUUAAGGACUUCCUGGUGAAGAUCGACGAACAAAUGAAUCUGAUUAACGAACUUAAAGCUCAACAGAAGGACCACGAGAGAAUCGCCUUUGCAAAGUUCAAGAAGCAGACUGAGAAGAAAGACGCAGUGGUCCGCGAAGGAAUCUCUCGUAUCCGGAAUGCUUAUGAACACUCAUUGCCUGAGAGGCAGGAAAGGACCGCCAACAUGAUCAAAUCAAGACAAAUUAGCCGCAGGAUCGGUAUGCUGUCUUCGUGGAUUGCUGCUUUUGACAGUGUAUGUGCAAAUUCCGAGCAUGAGGAGCCCUUAACGAAUCUCCAAGCCAUUCGCAAAACGGCACAAGGUGUUCUCCUUGAGUUGGAAAGUAGUAGACAGCACUACCACCAACGACUGUCUAGGAGCACUUGGGACAGAGGUAUAAACUCAGCAGUUGAGCACGCCGUUCGUCAACUCCAGGACUUUGGAAUCAACGAUAAUAGUGACCUUGCCAACCUUCAUCGCGAAGCAGAGCUCCUGAAAUCAAACACAGAGCGGGAUGCAUUUUCGGCAGUAGCAGAACAGGAGAAAGGGGGGGAAGCUGAAACCGUACAGCUGUUGCUCCAAGCUCAAUUUGAGGCCAUAUCUGCAAUUGAGGAUAUUAUGCAAAUGAGUGAAGAGGAAGCCGUUGAGACGGGCAAGAAUAUCCUUUCCAAGAUGCUCGACUCCUGCUCGACUGUAACAUCUAGUCUUGUGAAACCAGAUGGCAGCUUGCCGCCAGCUCAGACAUUCAGCCCGUUCAAGGCCAUGUCGCCUAAGCCGAAGAAAAGAGUGAGUCUUGCAGCACUCCCUGCUGGAAAGACUCUCGCUGCACCGAUCAGUUUGGCACCGGCAGCACCUGCCUCACCCGGCAAGGGAUCGCCCCGGCGCCGUCGGUUGGGUGUUGGCCGAAAGAGUGUCACAUUCUCGCCCAAGAAGUCUCAGGCCAAGUCAACGAAACGAAGCGUACGUUGGAAGGAUGACGAGCAAGACGGUUCUCUGGCCGAGUUUCAGAAGACACCGCAAAAGCCGCGGGCGCAACUUUUCCCCGAGGCCUCCAAGGCAGUCCCAACGAGCCCCCAUUGCCUAGAACGUCACCCUCCUUCGUAUGGUUCUUCGCCAGUCCCUGCCCCGCCGGAGCCAACGUUGCAUGUUCCAAAGAACAACCGAUUCAAAGCCGGCUUCCUCUCCAAGAAAACUAGCGGCUCACCAAUUGCGCCUCCUCCUUCGACCUCGCUCCCUGCCUCAGACGGUGAACAUUCUCCCCUCCGCAACAUCGAGAACAGCAGCUUUCUGAACCGCGCACCGAUUGACCGUCCCUCUAGAAUUGCGGUCCGUACUUCGAGUGGAAGCUACACCAGCAGCCCCGCAUCGGAUAACAAGGAAAGCUGGAAGGCAAACAAAGACGAUGCCAUGCGGAUCAGUUCGGCGAUGAGGCGCAUCUCCGGUGGACAUUUUGGUGCUGGUGCUUCUGCCAAUUCUCUUCGGGUUCAUCGUCGCCGGAGUCCGGGCUCUGCAACGUAUGGCAGCUCUCCACCCGAAAACACCAUGUUCACCGCGCAGGCAAGGAGAAUGGCCAAGGGUGAAAAGGAGCACGAGACCAAACCAGGAGUUUUGGGGCCCCGGAAUCUUCCCAUUAUGAAGAACACCGGACGACGGACUACUUUCGGAGGGGAUAUCCGGCCCCGAGACAUCAGUCUCACCAGCAGGGACGCUAUUCGACUCAGCGCUAUGGCAACCCCCAUUCUUCAAAGGCCACCCGAGAGCCUCUAUUCCAACUCUGGAGCAGGAUGGAGGUGA
Molecule: messenger RNA, 2991 nt
Organism: Aspergillus nomiae NRRL 13137
Lineage: Eukaryota; Fungi; Ascomycota; Eurotiomycetes; Eurotiales; Aspergillaceae
Product: kinesin family protein
Exons: 3
Coding region: 1-2991 (996 amino acids)
Biological process (GO): microtubule-based movement
Molecular function (GO): microtubule binding; ATP binding; microtubule motor activity
Source: RefSeq, a predicted model, not a curated record